This is a messenger RNA of Harmonia axyridis, 2119 nucleotides long. Its product is annotated as zinc finger protein 711-like. Gene Ontology annotation, cellular component: nucleus. The coding region runs from base 151 to 1209 and encodes 352 amino acids. The record is from RefSeq and is a predicted model, not a curated record. Lineage: Eukaryota; Metazoa; Arthropoda; Insecta; Coleoptera; Coccinellidae. The transcript has 3 exons. Gene Ontology annotation, biological process: regulation of gene expression.
UACCACUGAGUUGUCACUCAUUCCUUCCUUUUUCUAUGCUUCUCCUUAUUGGUCUAUGUUCCUGGUCUAACCUUUGAAAGAGUUUGCAAAAUAGAUUCCUAUAAAUGCGACAUACAUAGAAGUAGUAUUAUUUAUACUUAUUUUUUCAAAAUGAAAGAGGAGGCAAAUGAAAUUUAUAUAAAUAUCAAGAAAUCAGAAUAUGGCGAAAACUUCAAAACUCAUGUAGAAAAAACAGAAGAUGUUGAUAUAUCCGAACAAUUCAUUGAUGAGAAUGGAGUUCAUGAGAGGACAAUAUACCUGCAAAAUGUUGAUAAAACUAACUUGGGGCAUUCAUUCAAACUCAAUGAUUUUCAUGAUGAAUCUUUAAAAGUAGAGGAAUUACCACAAUUUCAUGGAGAAUCUUCUCAUUUGAAUUCUGUCCAUUUAAAUUUGAAGGAACAGAAGUGCCACCUGUGUGAAUUUGCUACAAAUCGUAAAUGGUAUCUCAAACGACAUAUAGAUUCAGUUCAUUUAAAAUUGAAAGGAUGUAAAUGUCACCUGUGUGAUUUUACUACAAAUAGUAAGGGGCAUCUCAAACAACAUAUAAAUUCUGUCCAUUUAAAUUUGAAAGAACAGAAGUGCCACCUGUGUGAUUUUGCUACAAAUCGUAAACGGGAUCUCAAACAUCAUAUAGAUUCAGUCCAUUUAAAUUUAAAGGAACAUAAGUGUCCCUUGUGUGAAUUUAAUGCAAAUCGUAAAGGGGAAAUCAAACAACAUAUAGAUGCAGUUCAUUUAAAAUUGAAAGGCUGUAAGUGUCACCUGUGUGAUUUUACUACAAACAGUAAGGGGCAUCUCAAACAACAUAUAAAUUCUUUCCAUUUAAAUUUGAAGGAACAGAAGUGCCACUUGUGUGACUUCGCUACAAAUCGUAAAUGGUAUCUCAAACAUCAUAUAGAUUCAGUUCAUUUAAAAUUGAAAGGCUGUAAGUGUCACCUGUGUGAUUUUACUACAAACAGUAAGGGGAAUCUCAAACAACAUAUAAAUUCUGUCCAUUUAAAUUUGAAGGAGCAGAAGUGCCACCUGUGUGAUUUUGCUACAAAUCGUAAAUGGGAUCUCAAACAGCAUAUAGAUUCAGUCCAUUUAAAUUUAAAGGAACAUAAGUGUCCCUUGUGUGAAUUUGAUGCAAAUCGUAAAGGGGAUAUCAAACGACAUAUAGAUGCAGUUCAUUGAAAAUUGAAAGGUUGUAAGUGUCUCUUGUGUGAUUUUGCUAUAAAUAGUGAAGUGAAUCUGGAACAAAAUUAGUAGUUUUAGUUGUUUUCAAUUUGAAGAGUCACUUGUGUGAUUUUGCUACAAAUCAUAAAUGGAAUCUCAAACAACAUAUAAAUUCAGUUCAUUCAAAAUUGAAUGAACAUAAGUGUCACCUGUGUGAUUUUAUUACAAAUCGUAGGUGGGAUCUCAACAAUUAAAUUCUAUUCAUUUGAAUUCGAAAUAGCAUUCAGAUUCGGUCCAUUUGAAUUUAAACAAACAAAAGAGUACACUUCUGGAAAUGUGAUCCAAACUGUUAUGAAUAUGGCGCCAAAUUAAAAAGAAGAUGCGGAAAAUCGCUCCGAAAAAAGUGAGAAAGUUAAUGAAGAAAAAUGUAUUCAUUGCAAAAAGAAAGUUGUAGAAAGUGUGAAGUGCGUGAAAUGCGGCGAAAUAUUCCACCCAAAAUGCCUCACACAGUCUGCGAACCAAAAACUGGCCAGUUGCAAACAUGCAAUGAAAGACAAACCACGAGAGGAAGGUAGCGUGGACUAUCAAAUGGAAAUAUUGAAUGUAGAAAAUGCAUAUUUGAAGGAACUCCUGAAAUCAUCAGAAGAGAAAAAUCAAAUCCUUAUUAUGAAUAACUGCUUGAAAACAUUAGGUUACUGGAAUCCGAGAAAAAGGAGUACAAAAAAAAUUAUCAACAAAGAACAUAAAAACAGAGAAAAAAAGAAGGUAACAAAGAAGAUAAGGAGCCACAAAUGGUAAACACCAGAUCAAAUGAACUACAAACAUCUAAGGAAGAUCAUGUAAAAUUAACAGAACAUAGAAGACCAAGAAACACAUCUUAUAAAUAUUAACCUAACUUUACUUCCGAAAUACAAAUUUGUAAACACAG